GCUCUCACAGAUACAGGAAUACACAUCUCAGAUAAUCUUAUUGGAAUACCAAGAGCACAGGCUAGCUGUGAAACAAGUCAAGAACCCACGAGUACCAUGAAGAUAACAGGUGCCUUUGUGCUUCUUGCGAUGGCAGUUCUUUGCUUAGCAAAUGCUGCCAAAGAGAAUGAGGUAGACUGCAGUGAAUACAGUCGGUUAGAGAGAGGAAGACCUAUUUACUGUGAAAGACUCUAUCAACCUUUCUGCGGCUCUGAUGGGAAAACAUAUAACAACAAGUGUUCUUUCUGCAAAGCAGUGCUGAAAAGCAGAGGUACCUUACACAUGAAGCAAGCAGGGGCAUGCUGAAUGGAUGCUGCAUGGUAGAGAAGAGGGCUGAGAACAGCUUUACACUGCCUUAUCACAAUCUCUUAAUUUAAUUUCAUUCAUUCUUCCUGAUCUGGUCAUGGUGAACAAAGCACACAGUGUCUUUUUCAGCUGUUCUCUGUCAUUUGCUGCUUCUCUCUGCUCCCAAGUGUUGGGAUUGACACUUCUGUCCUCCCUGCAAAGCACCUCCUCAGGAUUCCUGGUUUUCACAUGAGCCCUAUUCUUCUGACAGUGCUACCUGACCUUAGUGGACAUGUCUGUGCAGGCACUGCUUCUGUUUCCUUGUUGAAGUGUUUUCUUUCAUUUACUCAAACUUUUGCAGAUGCUUUUUUUCCAAAGGCUUCAGCUUUCCCAGGUAGUGCUUUGAUUCUACCAGGUUUGCAGCUAAACUUUACAUGCUCAUUUUUCUUCCACCUCUCUACAAUUGAUUCAUACGUGUUGCUACUUAGUCUGCAUGUUUAUUAAAAUAAACGUUGACUUGUUUUUCUUUUGUC
Messenger RNA from Melopsittacus undulatus (budgerigar), 857 nucleotides. RefSeq names its product serine peptidase inhibitor Kazal type 9 (gene SPINK9). Gene Ontology annotation, molecular function: protein binding; serine-type endopeptidase inhibitor activity. The record is from RefSeq and is a predicted model, not a curated record. Bases 97 to 345 code for a protein of 82 amino acids. The transcript is spliced from 4 exons. NCBI's taxonomy places the organism in Eukaryota, Metazoa, Chordata, Aves, Psittaciformes, Psittaculidae.